CCUGAUAAUGGAGAAUAACAAUACUAGCAAGGUUAGGUGGAGGAGAGGCAUAAAGGCGUGGGUUAAAUGACCACUCUUAUAAUGUCCACACGUUAUUGUUAUACCCUGUUUAAAGUCCGAAGAAAGGAAUUAUUUUUCUUUUUUUUUUAAAUGCAUAGUAUCCAGUUUAUUUUUAUUGCCAUCGAGGCCCUGUAUAUGAUAUAAAUUAAAUUUCAGAAUAACAUCUGUGAAAUGUAUUGAAAAUACGGGUCUGGAGCAUAUAUUGUUUGGCCAGUUUUUAUGUGUAUUUUUAUAAAAAAAAGUAUACUAAAUAUAAGCUAUGACUUCGUGUGCCAUAUUUACUUAUAAAGAAGCUCGUUUGUGUUUUUUAGUAUUUUGUCAAAUAAAAGUAACCUGUUUACACACGAUAGCAUUUUAUAUGGUGAUUGAACCAACUUCUGAGGUACGACACAACAGCUGCUUGCGGUGUGUCAGUUAUUUUUUGGCUACUCUCUAAAAUGACGUGGUUACAUUUCAGUGCUUUCGCUCAAGCAGUACAGCGGAACUCGUGAGAAGCGAUCCUUCUCCACCGUUCCAACCCCUUCAGAAAAUAUUUGUGUGUUUUUUUUUAACUGAUCUCCGCCCUUUCACAAUGACGUCACAAAUUGAUUAAAGUAAAGGAGCGGCCAGUCAUUAACACGAGUAGGUGCCGUGUUGUAGAUUUGGGUACACCGGCGGGAGGGGUUUGUUUUGCUGAAGACACUCAAUAACCUUUUAAAAAAAAAACUAUGGAAGAAUGAAACUUGCUUGGCUGUUGAAACGUGUGAGUUUACGGCGACAGCGGGUCACAACACAACAGCAGAUAAUGAAAAUGCCUUCUUUGAACUGGAGUUUUGGAAAGAAUUACGAAUAGCAGUUCCCUACAGAGAAGUGGACUCCUUGCGUGUGCUUGUGAUCUGGUUAUACAAAGGAGAAAUGUGACGCGCACCGAGAUGACAGGAACAACUCGAAACGAAAAACUAUGUGUUAGGUUAUUCCUCGCUACGUUGAAGCGGAAAUAUAAUCUUAAAAACAAAAACAGAAUAUAAUUUCACACACCGGCUCUAACCCACCAGUGCUGAUCGUUGUAUUGCUACUGUUUUUAUUUGUUAUGAAGACAAUGCCGGAUAAUUCCAGACGCUUCAAUUGAGGACCUGUUGCGUCCACACCUCGUGGAUUUUUUGUUUCAGUUUUCUCUUUCAGAAGAACGCCUUUGGUAGAAGCUAUAGCACAGCCAGCUACAGCACCUGUGAGAGGCUAAAGUCUAUAGCUUUUAAAGGUAUGAAAAAUGAGUUGCAGGAAAGUGAAGAUCCUGGGUAUCAUGAUGAUAGCAAAUUUCUUUGUUUACAUCAUGGUGGAAGUGUCCAGGAGUGGUAACCAGGACAAAAACAGCAACAGUAAAGUCAGAGUCCCUGACAAGCAGUUUUGGAAGAAAGUGGUUCCAAGUGAAGCUUACUGGAACCGAGAACAGCAGGGGUUGGACCUCUUAUACAACCCUAUUCUAACAGCAUUAAACAGCACUAGCAGUACUGUAGAGGCAAGUCUGAAUGUUAGUCAACUGACUCCCUGUGAGCCUGACCUUGGGGUCAUGACCCAAGUCAAGGACUAUAACUCCCUACCAGAACGCUUCAAGGAUUUCCUCUUGUAUAUGAAGUGUAGGACUUAUCCCCUGGUAGUCAACCAGCCACGCAAAUGCAAGGACAAGCCUUUUCUUUUGCUCGCUGUAAAGUCACUCGCCCCGCACUUUGACAGGAGGCAAGCCAUACGAGAGUCUUGGGGAAAGAAGGGCAAGAUAGGCAACUACACGGUGGUCACUGUGUUUUUGCUGGGAAAUGCGACCGGCACGGAUCAUUUUCCUGACCUUUCUGAAAUGCUGCGAUACGAGAGCAACAUGCACGGUGACAUCCUGCUGUGGGACUACAGAGACUCCUUCUUCAACUUGACGAUAAAAGAAGUGCUGUUCCUGGAGUGGGUCAGCGAGUACUGCUCUGACGUGAAAUUCAUUUUUAAAGGAGAUGAUGAUGUUUUUGUCAAUACAUAUAGGAUCCUGGAGUACUUGAAGAGCUUAGGCGAAGCUAAAGCCAAAGAUUUAUUUAUUGGGGAUGUCAUCACAAAUGCAGGACCUCACAGAGACAAAAAGCUGAAGUACUUUAUUCCGGAGAGCAUGUUCACAGGGCAGUACCCUGCUUAUGCAGGCGGAGGUGGCUUUCUUUACUCGGGAAGCCUGGCGCUAAGACUGUAUAAUGUAUCUCAUCAAGUAUCGCUGUAUCCAAUCGACGAUGUCUACACAGGUAUGUGCCUUAAAAAGCUUGGCCUUGUUCCUGAAAAGCACAAAGGAUUCAGGACUUUUGAUAUUGAAGAAAAAUAUAGAAGCAAUCCCUGUUCUUACAAAAGCCUAAUGCUGGUACAUAGCAGAACUCCACAAGAGAUGAUCAAAAUAUGGUCCUGGCUGAAUAACCCAGAGUUGACCUGUCAGUAGUUCUUAACCAGGACUAACAUAUGUGUGUUUGAAAAGAAGUGGGCAGCUAAUUUUGUACAGUUUGGGCCUUAGUUUAACUGUUUGUAGUGUGGCGUCGGUGUUGCCCAGAACUACUAUAUUCAUAUGCAGGUCUCUGUUGACCUAGCUUUCCUUUGUAAUUACAAUGCAAAGUCGUGAUUUACUGUGAUCCAAAAGCAGCCUUGAAGAAUCUGAAAAGAUAUGAAGGGUCCUAAUAUUUUAGAAUGAAGUUUCCUUUUUUUUUUUUUUUCCCCCAAAUAAAGCAGAUAUCCCCAGUUUCAUAAACAAUUACACAACUUUCUUAUUGCUAAAUGAUUUUUUAUUUCAGUUGUACAGUUCCAAAUGGAUACAACUGCCCGUCAAAGUUCGGAGGAAAAUAAAUGCUGCAUUAAUUCAAACAUAAGUUGAAUAAUAUAUGGUAAAUAUCUAUGCAACGUCCCCUAAUUUGAGAUAUACUGUUGAUGACUACUCCAAAUCAAAGAUGACCAAGUGAGAGCCCAUCCUAAUACUAAAGGUUUUUUUGUUUUAAUCUGCUUUGUUUUAGACCAGAUCACAGCAAUUCCAACUUGGCUAAUGCAAGAACAAAAUGAUUUUCAUUAUCUGCCUUAGGUGCUUAUGCUUUACCAUUGUACCAAAAAUAAAAAUGUAAAUACUUGUAUGAUAAUGAUGUUGCAUAAAUCACUGGACCCAAUACUGUGUAUGCCUUAACAGUGUUGGUACUGUUAUCUGACACAUUUUUGUCAUUGUGAUGAAUCUGCAAGAACAGAAUGGGUAAAAAUGUAAAUAAUAAAGAAGGAACAAGUAAUUUGCCUCAAUUAAGGAACACUGUAAUCUAAAACUUUCAGCUGCUUUACUCACUUCUUACAGUUUGUUCAUCGACAGAUAAAGUAUUAAACAGCCUAAAGCUCCACCAAAUGCUUAAGCUAAAACGUUUUAACUCCACAGUGUUUUUCAGGCUGCCCAGUGUUUACCAGUAGCUGUGCUUGCCAGCGUCAGUAAAAUAGUCCUAGAGAAAUGCACAUAUUCGUUGUAAGAAGUCUUUGUGUACAUGAUUUAGUGUUAAGAUGUUUGAAGGCUACGAGUAAAGGUUCUCCAAACGUGAUCUUUUAUGUGACAGCCUAUUUUUUUUGUUUGUGUUUAAGGAUAACAGAGCUGAUGCAUUUCACAAGGUACAAAUGUUAAUAAGUACAUUUAAAAUAUAGAGGCUUUAUUUAAUUCUCAAUCUCAUGACAACUUAGUUUUGAAGACCUAGUUUGUUUUGCACAUUUCUUUUACUUACUGUGUGUGUAAUGUUUGACACGAUAGGUUUCUGAAGAAGAGUGUGAUAUGUACAGCCAUCUGAAAUGUGUUUGUAUAAGAUUGUGGAUCACUUGUGUCAGUUUUUAUCUAUGGAAAUUGCGUUGGCUCUUUUAAAAUAAUGGUGGCAAAUUCACACGAAUGUCCAUUUCAUAGGCGCAACAAUUGAAUAACACAUGUUUUGAAAAGAUUUUUCAUGUGCAGAUUUUUAUUUUUGUAAAUGACCACAAGUUUAAGUGGAACACCACAGAAACAGCUGCUUUAAUCAUUGGAAUUUGUAUUGGUUUUGCAGCCAUUAUUUUAGUGUAAUCAGAGUAUCUUAUUUAACUGUAAGAACGUACAUGGGUGGCUGUCAACUGUAUUGAAUACCGCACAGGGUGCUGUACAUUAUGUAUUGUAUUUCACGCUCUGUCUAUUCCAUAUUCCCCAGGAACCUGUGUGUAUUUUGGAAAACUUUCUGUCCAAUCUGGACUAUACUGAGCAUAUCAUGGAGAGCAAUUGAUUCCUAAGAGAGACUGAACCGUGUUUUAUGGAAUGUUGUGAACCAAAUGUGUGUGUUCUGUGUGUGUUUUGGGUUUAACGUUUAUUUGUAAUCCUGUUCUGUCACAAAGAAGCUGAAUAUGAUGUUUGUUAAUUUUCUUCCAAAAUUCUUCUGUUGUGUGUGCUUCCUGUGUCUAUGUAAAGAAAGUACCUGCUGUUUUUUAUUUAUUGUUUAGGGCUGAUGAAACCUGUUUUCCACCUACUCAGAAUGCAUAUACUCUAUUUUUUAUGAAAAUAACUGAUGCAUGAAGAGUUUACCAGUUUGGGUAUUGAUUUGAUCAUUAGAAUACUAUAUCUCUUAAUAAAGUGUGUUUUUAAAGA
This is a messenger RNA of Polyodon spathula (Mississippi paddlefish), 4672 nucleotides long. Its product is annotated as N-acetyllactosaminide beta-1,3-N-acetylglucosaminyltransferase 2-like. Gene Ontology annotation, molecular function: hexosyltransferase activity. Lineage: Eukaryota; Metazoa; Chordata; Actinopteri; Acipenseriformes; Polyodontidae. Gene Ontology annotation, cellular component: membrane. The coding region runs from base 1307 to 2497 and encodes 396 amino acids. The record is from RefSeq and is a predicted model, not a curated record. The transcript is spliced from 3 exons.